Messenger RNA from Letharia columbiana, 915 nucleotides. RefSeq lists its product as uncharacterized. The record is from RefSeq and is a predicted model, not a curated record. Gene Ontology annotation, molecular function: cysteine-type deubiquitinase activity. NCBI's taxonomy places the organism in Eukaryota, Fungi, Ascomycota, Lecanoromycetes, Lecanorales, Parmeliaceae. The transcript has a single exon. Bases 1 to 915 code for a protein of 304 amino acids. Gene Ontology annotation, biological process: protein deubiquitination.
AUGAUGGAGGAUCUGCAAAGGAAACAUCGCCAGGAACAAAAGGAUCUUCAGUCAAGAACAACGCAAAAGAAAAAGUCGACUACCAAGAAGACUCGCAAAGGGGUCAACGAUGAAUGUACAGAGCUUGAGAGACAGCUCAAAGAGAAGCACGAUGCUGAGGUAGCUGCUUUGAAUUCUCGUGACCCACCGCAAACGGAGAACGGUGAAAGUGUCUCUGUCAACGGUGAUGAUGAGCCCGUCACUCUCGAGAAGCCGAAAGACAUCAGCGAGUCAAUGAAUGCGAUGUCCGUCUCCGUAACUCCAGCGACCAACGGCCAUGCAAAAAAGCCGAAUCGCCAAAAGGCCAGGCUAGCUCGUCGAGCUGCUGAACAGGAAGCUGUAGCUGAUGAAGCCGAGAAGGAAGCUGCCGAUCUACCAAACCUCCGGGAAAAGGAGAGGAAAGCCAUGCGAGAGGCUUACAUUUCGAGAAGUCUGAAAGAGCAUGAGAUCCGUUCAGAUGGUCAUUGUCUGUAUGCCGCUGUGGCAGAUCAGCUGCAGCAUUCAGAAGUUGGCCUGAAACCAAGAAUUCAAAUUAACUUUACGAAUGACGAGUCUGCAAUUGCUGGCUACAAGAUAACAAGGCGAGUGGCCGCUGCAUAUAUCUCACAAAACCCCGAAGACUUCUCGCCUUUCCUUGAGGAACCUCUUGAUCAGUACGUGACGACAAUCAGAGACACCGGAGAAUGGGGUGGGCAUCUCGAGAUUGUUGCACUGGCAAAGGCUUAUGAAGUCGACAUCAAUGUGCUGCAAGGCGACGGAAAAGUCGAAAAGAUCGAAUGUGGAAUCGACAAUGGACCGAGGACGCUGUGGCUUGCGUACUACCACCACAGCUUUGGACUCGGGGAGCAUUACAAUUCUUUGCGCAAAGCACACUGA